This is a messenger RNA of Brenthis ino (lesser marbled fritillary), 906 nucleotides long. The record is from the annotation of a GenBank genome assembly. Lineage: Eukaryota; Metazoa; Arthropoda; Insecta; Lepidoptera; Nymphalidae.
AUGCCUAAAUGUUUGUCAAUACAAAAACUCUUACAAGUGCGCCUAAGCACAUACCUAUGUAUAUCAUUGUGUAUUGUUGCAAUCAUCCAAUUUUUCGCUGCUUAUGGAUAUUAUAGAUAUGAUUAUUUGGCACAAAACAGUCUUGAUGACUGUCUGUAUAUACACACAAAUCCUAAUUGGGAGGUCCCACAGAAAUUUAGUGAAUUUUUACCCACUGGAAUCUUGAACGGCAGUUACAGCCCUGAGAGUUGUAAACCAUUGUUUAGUGUUGCUAUAUUAGUGACCUACAGAAAUAGACAAAGUCAACUAGAUAUAUUUAUUCCAUACAUACAUAACUUUUUGAGAAAACAAAAUAUACAUUACAAAAUAUAUGUAAUAGAACAGCGGGAUGAAAAGCCAUGGAACAAAGGAAUGCUAUACAACAUUGGAGCAAAACAAGCCAUCAUAGAUAAAUUCCCUUGCCUCAUACUCCAUGAUGUGGAUCUCUUACCAUUAGAUCUCAGCAAUUUAUACGUCUGCUUAAAGCAGCCAAGGCACAUGAGUGCUAGUAUAGACAAGUUUAGAUUUGUACUCAUAUACAAGUCGCUAGUUGGUGGUGUCUUGGCCAUCACAUCCGAACAGUACCAAGAACUGAAUGGUUUUUCAAACAGAUACCUAGGGUGGGGCGGUGAGGAUGAUGACUUUGCUGGACGAAUUGCAUCACAUAAUCUUGAAAUUUUAAGGUUCCCCCCGCACAUGUCGCGCUACACCAUGCUCGUGCACAAGCAGGAGAGCAAGAACGAGGACCGCCACCGCAUCAUGGCGGAGAACGCCAAGAACACACAGAAGGACGGCCUCAACUCUGUGCGCUACGACUUGAUCAGUGUCAACACUCAUCGCCUCUUCACCAUGAUCGCUGUCAACUUA